Messenger RNA from Hemisphaericaspora subhashii, 1011 nucleotides. RefSeq names its product putative pyridoxal kinase (gene BUD16). Gene Ontology annotation, molecular function: pyridoxal kinase activity. Gene Ontology annotation, cellular component: cytosol. The coding region runs from base 1 to 1011 and encodes 336 amino acids. Lineage: Eukaryota; Fungi; Ascomycota; Pichiomycetes; Serinales; Debaryomycetaceae. Gene Ontology annotation, biological process: pyridoxal 5'-phosphate salvage. The record is from RefSeq and is a predicted model, not a curated record. The transcript has a single exon.
AUGAGAACCAUGAAAUCGGUGCUAUCCAUCCAAUCUCACGUUGUUCACGGCUAUGUCGGUGGACGAGCUGCUGUCUUCCCAUUGCAAACCCAAGGAUGGGAAGUCGAUACUGUAAAUACAGUCAACUUCUCAAACCAUACUGGUUAUGGAUCCUUUUCCGGUUCAACAUUAGCUCCGGAAGAAUUAGAAUCGAUUUUCACUCAGUUACUUAAAUUAGGGAUUUCAUAUCAAGCAAUCAUAACUGGAUAUAUUCCAAACGCAAAUCUAAUUCAGAUUAUAAAUCAACAUAUUAUUCAAUUUAAACAAAGAAAUCCUAAUUUGAUAUAUUUAUUGGAUCCAGUUAUGGGAGAUGAUAAUUAUAUGUAUGUCGAUAAAUCAUGUAUUGCCCAAUAUCAAUCAAUCUUAAAGAAUAAUCUUGUGGAUAUAAUCACUCCGAAUCAAUUUGAAUUGGAAUUAUUGGUGGGAUAUCCUAUUGAUACCAAAUCUGAUAUUAUAACUGCUAUUAAUCAAUUACAUAAAGAUUAUAAGAUCCCAUAUGUGGUAAUUACUUCGAUUAAUGGGAAAUUAUUCAAUGAUAAAGAAGAUAUUUAUUGCAUAAUCUCAAACAUGAAUACCAAACAACUCAAAAUGGUAAAGGUCCCAUUGAUACAUUCAUAUUUCACCGGAGUAGGUGAUUUAUUCUCGGCCCUAUUGUUAGAUAAGUUAGUUAAAUGUAAUAUGGAUUUACUUAAGGCAGUCAAACAAGUUUUGACAAUUAUGCACAGGACAUUGAAAUUAACCCACAAGCUAGCAUUACAGGCUGCUAAAAAUGACCAUCCAAAGAUCAUGAAUGGCAAUGGCGUUGCCAAUGGUAUUGGCCACGAGAAUCUCGAGGAUACUGAAGAGUUAGUGGGGAAGAUAAAUGAUGCUGAAACUAUGAAGUAUUUUGAAUUGAAGAUUAUUCAAGCCAGACAGUUUUACGAUUACGAUGGCCCAGGAGAGUUCGUCGAGAUGGAUGUAGAUGUUAUAUAA